AUGGUGAUCUGUGGUCUAAGCAUUCCCAAGCCGCGCUCUCAGGCUGAAAAUGGGCCAAUGUGUAUCUAUCCCGCCAUCGACCCUCAGACCGCUUGGUCCUCGAAAUCGUACGCUGGGAAAGUCGUCCUCCUCACAGGCGCAUCCCGCGGUAUCGGGCAGACCCUCGCAGUCUUCUAUGCCAAAGCCGGCGCAAGCCUUGCACUCGUGGCGCGUUCCUCUUUGGUUGCUACAGAGAAAGCUGUGCGUGCCGACGCCCCAGAUGCGAAGAUAGCCAAGUUCGCUGCGGAUGUUACAGACUCAAAGCGCGCGAAGGAGAUCGUGGUGGAGACGGUGAAGCAGUUUGGGAAGAUUGACGUCGUGAUAGUAAAUGCCGGGGCUGCGAAUCCGCUUGGGAAGCGUGUUGGCGAGAUCGAUCCCGAUGCUUGGUGGUCUACGUUCGAGGUGAACCUGAAGGGCGCCUUCAACUUUGUAAGUCCGGCAUUGGAGCACCUCGAGAAGUCGAAGGGCCGUGUCGUCUUCAUGAGCAGCUGUACAAUGAACGGGCGAUGUGCAACAGCGUCUGAUUACAUGACUAGCAAACUCGCAAUCAGCCGUCUGGUCGAGUUCAUCGCACUCGAGUAUCCCACGGUACCUACGUUCUCCCUUCACCCCGGUUCCGUCGCGACAGAGCUAUCCUUGACCAAUGUCACUGACGCCAAGGCCGAAUGGUUCGAGGACAGUCCCCAACUAGGCGCCGGAGUGGCGCUUCAGCUCACUGCUGGUCGGUUUGACUGGUUGAGCGGAAAGUACAUUGACGCGACUUGGGAUCUCGGCGAGGUCGAGCGCGACUGGAAAGAGAAGAUUAUCGAGAAGGGCCCGUACGGGUCUCUCGUUACGAAGUUUGCCUUGCCUUGA
This is a messenger RNA of Peniophora sp. CBMAI 1063, 894 nucleotides long. The record is from the annotation of a GenBank genome assembly. Lineage: Eukaryota; Fungi; Basidiomycota; Agaricomycetes; Russulales; Peniophoraceae.